AUGAGCCCCAAAUCCCUGAAGCAAGGAAAUCUCAGCAGCCCCACCAUGUUCCUUCUCUUGGGAUUUUCCAGUACCUACAGAGCACAGGUGACCCUCUGCCUGUGCUUCUCACUCAUUUACCUGGUGACGGUGCUGGGGAACCUGCUCAUCGUGACCCUCGUCUGGCUGGAUGCCCACCUGCACUCCCCUAUGUAUUUCUUCCUGGGCCACCUCUCCUUCCUGGACAUCUGCUACUCCUCUGUCACCCUCCCUAAGAUCCUUGGAGACUCCCUCUCACCACAGAAGACCAUCUCCUUUGUGGGCUGCAUUACGCAGAUCUACUUCUUCCUUUGCUUUGGGGGCUCUGAGUGCAUACUCCUGGCUGCCAUGGCCUAUGAUCGGUACCUGGCCAUCUGUCACCCCCUCCACUACCCAGCGCUCAUGAGCAAGAAGAUGUGCCACUGCUUAGUGGCCAUUUCGUGGCUGAGCGGCUCCUUCUCCUCUCUGAUCCAGGCCUUCCUCACAGCCUGCUUGCCCUUCUGCGGGUCCAACAUGAUCAACCACUUGUUCUGCGAGAUACCCUUCUUGCUGAAGGCGUCCUGCAGCCCUAAUGCUCUCCUCAACAAGGCUGCCUUGUAUGCUUUGGCUGGGACUAUUGCAAUGGGCUCUUUCCUCCUUACUCUUGUGUCGUACGUCCACAUCAUCAGGGCUGUCCUCCAGAAGGGAGCAGGGACACAAAGGGCUUUUGCCACCUGCACCUCCCACCUGACCGUGGUGACCCUGUUCUUUGGCACUGGGGCCAUUGCGUACCUGCUGCCUCACUCCAGUGCCUCCGAGGAGAUCGACGAGGUCCUCGCCCUGCUGUACGCCGUUGUGACCCCCAUGCUCAACCCCAUCAUCUACAGCCUGAGAAACAGUGAGGUCAAAGGGGCCAUCAGGAAAGCCCUGCACAGGGAGGUGUUAUGGAUGUCCACCAAGGUUGCAGGCAUCGUGCUGAGCGACCCCCACCCUCCCCACUGCAGGGGUGCAGCUCUCGGUGACCCAACACACAUGAACGGGUCUGGGACUCCCGGCCGGGCAGUGCCAUGUGGUGCUGGUGUGCUGAAGAUGAAGGUCAUUUUCUUGCUCCAGGAGUCGAUACUUCUGUUGAUGCUUCAGGCCUGGGCAAAAAUCCCUCUGAAAGAAUAUUGUGAUGGAGAGAAGCUUGCAGGGAAGUGGCACACCAUCGCCAUAGCUUCCCACUCCAGCUCAAUCAAAGACCUCAAGAAAUAUGAGAAGAUGUCUGUGAGCACCAUAUUUCACCAUGAUGGUGAAAUAAUCAUCAAAACUUUAAUUCCUGGAGCUGGCAGGAGCUGUUCUCUCGCCUCCAACCUGGAAGUGACCAACCAGCUGUCAAAAAAUACAGUGGACAUGGGAGCACCUGCCAUGUGGCUGGAGACUUCAGGAGGGAGAGAUCUCACCAGCUGUGGCCUGGUCAAUAUGGACUACACCAGCCCCACCAUCCUCCUCAGUGACCGGCAAUAUCAGGGGCUGACCAUCUCAGUGGUGACUCUCUACAGUGUCAGAACAAAAGUGUCACAAAAAAGCUCAGUGAUGCCCAGGGAGGCAAGGGCCGUGGGGGGCUGA
Messenger RNA from Harpia harpyja (harpy eagle), 1605 nucleotides. Its product is annotated as olfactory receptor 10A7-like. Gene Ontology annotation, cellular component: membrane. Gene Ontology annotation, molecular function: G protein-coupled receptor activity; olfactory receptor activity. The coding region runs from base 1 to 1605 and encodes 534 amino acids. The transcript is spliced from 5 exons. Lineage: Eukaryota; Metazoa; Chordata; Aves; Accipitriformes; Accipitridae. Gene Ontology annotation, biological process: G protein-coupled receptor signaling pathway. The record is from RefSeq and is a predicted model, not a curated record.